Molecule: messenger RNA, 1125 nt
Organism: Fibroporia radiculosa
Lineage: Eukaryota; Fungi; Basidiomycota; Agaricomycetes; Polyporales; Fibroporiaceae
Exons: 11
Coding region: 1-1125 (374 amino acids)
Biological process (GO): cytoskeleton-dependent cytokinesis
Cellular component (GO): septin ring; microtubule cytoskeleton; septin complex
Molecular function (GO): GTPase activity; GTP binding; molecular adaptor activity
Source: RefSeq, a predicted model, not a curated record
AUGUCUUUCGCCGGCAGACGCAGAGGAAACAAGGUGAAGAAGGGUGUUCAGUUCACCGUUAUGGUGGUCGGUGCCUCUGGUACUGGACGCACGACAUUCGUGAACACCCUCUGCGAAUCAGAGGUGCUUGCCCACAAGGUCUCUGACAGCCCGGAUACUGCACAUGUUGAGGAGGGUAUCAGGAUCAAGCCUGUCAAUGUCGAACUUGAAGAAGACGGUGUUCGGAUUGCUCUCACCAUCGUCGACACUCCAGGUUUUGGCGACAACAUCGACAAUGAAUUCGCCUUUCAGGAGAUUGUAGGAUAUCUCGAACGCCAGUACGACGAUAUUUUAGCGGAAGAGUCUCGCAUCAAGCGUAACCCUCGCUUCCGGGACAACCGUGUCCAUGCCUUGCUGUACUUCAUUCCUCCUACUGGGCAUGCCUUGAGGGAAAUGGACAUUGAGCUGAUGCGCCGCCUCUCGCCGCGUGUCAACGUCAUUCCCGUCAUUGGCAAAGCUGAUUCUCUGACCCCGAGCGAGUUGAGGGGAUUUAAGAAGAGGAUUAUGGAGGACAUUGAAUACUACGAUAUUCCCGUGUACAAUUUCCCCUACGAUAUUGAGGAGGACGACGAAGACACCAUUCAGGACAACAGUGAACUUCGGGCGAUGAUGCCAUUCUCAAUUGUCGGGUCUGAGGAAGAAGUCGAAAUCGACGGACAGCUCGUCCGUGCUAGGAUAUACCCCUGGGGUAUUGUCGAGGUUGACAACCCAAAGCACUCAGAUUUCAGUCGCCUGCGCGGGGCUCUUCUUAACACGCACCUUGCUGACUUGAAGGCGUUAACACACGACGUUCUCUAUGAGACUUAUCGUACCGAGAAACUCUCUCGGACUGUGAACCCAGAUGCUCAGGACUCUUCCAUUCUUCCUGAAGAGCUCGCUACCCAGAGCGUGCGCCUUAAGGAGGAGCAACUGCGUCGGGAAGAAGAAAAGGCAAGUGACCUUUGCUGGAGUUUACGUGAGAUCGAGCUGCGUGUACAGCGCGAGAUCAAUGAGAAGAGACAAGAGCUAUUGGCGAAGGAAGAAUCGCUCAGAAACUUGGAGAGCCGCCUCGCCGCUCAGGGCUCGCAGUCAGAAUUCCGCGACUGA